Molecule: messenger RNA, 3612 nt
Organism: Castor canadensis (American beaver)
Lineage: Eukaryota; Metazoa; Chordata; Mammalia; Rodentia; Castoridae
Source: RefSeq, a predicted model, not a curated record
CGGCGGCGGCUGCGGUCACCAGGAAAGGGACGGGACGGGAGGCGAUGGUGGUCACUGCGGCGGCGUGUGCGCCCCUCAGGUAGCUGCCUACACUGGAACUUAUGCUGUAGACGUUUCUUUGUGGUUUGCCUAAAAGCUGAAGAACUAAUUAUAUCCUUGUGAUGAAGUCCUGUUGCAUGAGAAUUCAGUGAUUGAUGCAACAAAGAGUAAACAUUCCCAACUUCAGGAUAUAUGCUAAGGAAUGAAAGGCAAGGAAGAGAGGACAUUCAUCUUGGAAAGACCUAAGGCACUUUGACAUUGCAAAGGAACGAAGGCUAGCUGAUAACCCUGCCUGUCACCAACAUGGAUGAAGUACUUCAAAUUUAAGCGAUUGAUCAUACUUAGAAGAGCUGCUAAAACAACAUAGAGGAGGUGAAAACUAACAGAUGAAAGUUUUGCCAUGCACUGAAAGAACAGAAUUGUCUGUGAAGUUCUAUUUUUAAAAAUGUCUGCUUGUAACACUUUUACUGAACACGUUUGGAAACCUGGUGAAUGCAAGAAUUGCUUCAAACCUAAAAGCUUGCAUCAGCUCCCCCCAGACUCUGAGAAAGCACCCGUCACCCAUGGUAAUGUGAAAACUAAUGCCAAUCACAGUAACAACCACCGCAUCAGGAACGCUGGAAAUUUCCGUCCUCCUGUGGCUAAAAAACCCACCAUAGCUGUGAAACCCACCAUGAUGGUGGCAGAUGGGCAAAGUGUGUGUGGUGAGCUUAGCAUCCAAGAACACUGUGAGAACAAACCUGUCAUCAUGGGAUGGAACAGAAACAGGACUGCCUUGAGUCCAAAACCCCUUAACAAUAACAAUGAAGGUGAGAUUGAAGGAUUUAGCCAUGUUCCUAAGUUGUAUGGCAAUAAUGAUAGUGCAAAGAAGGUCUCAAAUAACAAUAAUGGACUGACUGAAGUGUUAAAGGAGAUAGCAGGCCUGGAUACCGCCCCUCAGAGAAGAGGAAAUGAAGCAAACUCCAGAGAAACAUUCCUAGGAAGAAUAAAUGACUGCUACAAACGAUCACUGGAGAGAAAGCUUCCUCCAAGCUGCAUGGUAGGUGGGGUCAAGGACGCUACUGGCAAGCACGUUGUUCUGAGUGGGAGCACAGAGGUAAUCAGUAAUGAAGGGGGCCGGUUCUGUUACCCGGAGUUUUCUAGUGGUGAGGAAAGUGAGGAGGAUGUGCUUUUCGGGAACAUGGAGGGGGAGCAUGAGAGCUGGGAUGAGAGUGACGAGGAGCUGUUGGCCAUGGAGAUUCGCAUGAGAGGCCAGCCUCGCUUUGCCAAUUUCAGAGCAAACUCUCUGUCUCCUGUUCGCUUCCUUGUGGACAAAAAGUGGAAUACUGUCCCCCUACGAAAUAAGUCACUGCAAAGAAUCUGCGCUGUAGACUAUGAUGACAGCUAUGAUGAAAUCCUGAAUGGUUAUGAGGACAAUUCUGUGGUGUCCUAUGGACAGGGAAGCAUUCAGAGCAUGGUGUCAUCUGACUCCACAUCACCAGAUUCUUCUUUAACAGAAGAAUCACGCUCCGAAACAGCCAGUAGUUUAUCGCAGAAGGUCUGUAAUGGGGGGGUGUCUCCUGGUAACCCGGGAGAUUCUAAGGAUGUGAAGGAAAUUGAACCCAAUUAUGAAAGUCUCCCUGGUAAUAAUCAGGAGAAGGACUCAUCACAAGCUUCCAAAAUCUCAGUAAAAGUUCCAGAGACACACAAAGCAGUCCUUGCUCUCCGAUUAGAAGAGAAGGAUGGCAAGAUUGCCGUACAAACUGAGAAGUCAGAAAGUAAAGCCUCUACAGAUAUUGCUGGCCAAGCAGUAACCAUAAACCUUGUCCCUGUAGAAGAGCAAGCAAAGCCCUACCGAGUUGUAAAUCUGGAGCAGCCAUUGUGCAAGCCAUACACUGUUGUGGAUGUGUCAGCAGCCAUGGCUACUGAGCACCUCGAGGGCCCCAUUAGCAGCCCCAAGACAAAAAGCUCAUCUUCUACCCCAAAUUCUCCAGUGACAUCCCCUGCACUGACACCAGGACAAAUAGGUGCCCAUUUCCAGAAAUCCAGUGCAAUCCGAUACCAGGAGGUGUGGACUUCUAGCACCAGUCCACGACAAAAGAUCCCUAAAGUGGAAUUAAUUACUGGUGGAACUGGACCAAAUGUCCCUCCAAGGAAAAACUGUCACAAAUCAGCACCUACUUCACCCACAGCUACAAACAUUUCCUCCAAAACCAUCCCUGUUAAGUCACCUAAUUUGUCUGAAAUAAAAUUUAACAGUUACAACAAUGCUGGUAUGCCACCUUUUCCAAUUAUCAUUCAUGAUGAACCAACUUAUGCUCGGAGUUCCAAAAAUGCGAUUAAAGUUCCCAUAGUUAUUAAUCCAAAUGCAUAUGACAACCUAGCCAUCUAUAAAAGUUUUCUGGGAACAAGUGGAGAACUCUCAGUGAAGGAAAAAACCACAAGUGUAAUAAGCCAUACUUACGAAGAAAUAGAAACUGAAAGCAAAAUGUCUGAUAACACAACCAGCAAACCCACCGAAUGUCCCCAAGCUAAAGGGGUCUCCAACAACACAGAGUGUAAAAAGGGCUCCGUGGCUCAGAAGGUUCAUGAGUUUAACAACUGUCUCAAUAGAGGUCAGUCUUCCCCACAGAGGAACUAUAGUUCCAGCCACAGCUCCCCAGCAAAAAUCCAGAGAAGCACUCAAGAGCCUGUGGCCAAAGUGGAAGGCACGCCAGAGUCUCAGAUGGUGGGCGGCAGUGGCAGCUCGAGGGAGAAGGCAAGCACCGUGCUUUCUCAGAUGGUGGCUUCUAUCCAACCCCCCCAGGCUCCUCCAGAAGCACUGCAGUCUGGCCCCAAGGCUUGCAGUGUGGAAGAGCUUUAUGCCAUUCCUCCAGAUGCUGAUGCCAAGAAUCCACCUGUCCGGCCCAAAUCCCUCUUUACAUCUCAGCCUAGUGGGGAAGCUGACACACCUCAGACCACAGAAAACCCUACCACCCAAGUUCAGAAAGACUCACUCACCAAACCAGUCACCACCCCACCUUCCAAAUUAAUGAGCAGCCCCCAAAGUGAACCACCACCUCCCUUUCCCCCACCACGCUCUACUUCCUCCCCAUACCAUGCAAGCAACCUUUUACAGAGGCAUUUCACCAACUGGACCAAGCCCUCCAGCCCUACCAGAUCAACAGAAGCUGAAUCCAUUUUGCACUCUGAAAGCAGCAGGCGGGCAGCUGAUGCAAAGCCCAAACGCUGGAUAUCUUUUAAAAGUUUCUUCCGCCGUCGGAAGACAGAUGAGGAGGAUGACAAAGAGAAAGAGCGUGAGAAAGGGAAACUGGUGGGCCUGGAUGGCACCGUCAUCCAUAUGCUGCCUCCUCCUCCAGUUCAGCGCCACCACUGGUUCGCAGAGGCAAAAGGAGAGUCCAGUGAGAAGCCAGCCAUCGUUUUCAUGUACAGGUGCGACCCUGCACUGGGCCAGCUCACUGUGGAUCAGAGCAAGACUGGGGCAGACCAGGCAGCAGUCACAGAAAAGAGAAGGGCAGAGGAUGCCUUACUGUGGGACUCGGAGAAGAAAAGUAGUCAUUCUUCUCCAUCACAGAUUCCUGGAAAAGUUCACAG